Phyllopteryx taeniolatus (common seadragon) is the source of this 3649-nucleotide messenger RNA. RefSeq names its product gastrula zinc finger protein XlCGF57.1-like. Gene Ontology annotation, biological process: negative regulation of transcription by RNA polymerase II; regulation of immune system process; regulation of cytokine production. The transcript is spliced from 3 exons. Lineage: Eukaryota; Metazoa; Chordata; Actinopteri; Syngnathiformes; Syngnathidae. The record is from RefSeq and is a predicted model, not a curated record. Bases 172 to 1848 code for a protein of 558 amino acids. Gene Ontology annotation, molecular function: DNA-binding transcription factor activity; RNA polymerase II cis-regulatory region sequence-specific DNA binding.
GCAAUCUUCGUGUCCGGUUGGAGUCGUCUCGUGCACGUUGAAGCUUCUCGGCCUAGCCUAGCUUAGCUUAUUUUAGCUUAUCUGGCUAACAAAGAGACACGUUUGUGAGCAACACUUCGCUCAGCAGAGAUCAAGCGUCAGAGCGGAAAGUGUUGCGAUCGUCGUGUGAAAAUGUGUGCAAGGACAGCAGAGUACGAGGAGGAACUUUGUGGCCCAAAAGAGGAGAAGGAGCCACAACGUCAACUACUGGACGCUGCGUUCAAUCUGCAGCCUCGAAUUGUGCUACGCAGAGCAGACGUCAGUGAAAAUCUUCAUCCUGAGCGGCAGCAGUCAGUGUCCCCUCACAUCAAAGAGGAAGAGGAGGAUGAAGAGGUUCAACACAUCAAAGAGGAGGAGGAAGAGUUCCUUCACAUGAAAGAGGAAGAGCAGGAGGAAAUCAUCAAGGUUCCAUCGACUGGUGUCCCUUUGAAGAGUGAAGAUGAAGGUCGAAGUGAGGAGAGACGAGGGGCGGAGCCACCAAACAGCAACAUCUCAAGUGAUGGAAACCACUGUGGAGGAUCACAAACAGACGGUGAUGAUGAUGAUGAUGUUGAUGAACAGUUGGAAGGUGAUAUGACAUGUCACACUACCAAUAAAUGCUGGAAAUGUUCUAAAUGUAGGAAAACCUUUGCUUCUAAGAGCAAUUUCAAACGACACAUGAAAAUACACACUGGUGAGAAACCUUUUGCAUGCUCAGUUUGCGGUCAAAGAUUCUCCCGAAAGGGAAGCUUAAAAAUACACACAAGAACGCACACUGGUGAGAAACCUUUUGCCUGCUCAGUUUGUGGUCAAAGAUUCUCCCGAAAGGGAAGCUUAAAAAUACACACAAGAACGCACACUGGUGAGAAACCUUUUGCAUGCUCAGUUUGCGGUCAAAGAUUCUCCCGAAAGGAAAGGUUAAAAAUACACACAAGAACGCACACUGGUGAGAAACCUUUUGCAUGCUCAGUUUGUGGUCAAAGGUUCUCUCAGAAGCAACACUUAAAAAUACACACAAAAACACACACUGGUGAAAAACCUUUUGCAUGCUCAGUUUGUGGUCAAAGAUUCUCCCGAAAGGAAAGCUUAAAAAUACACACAAGAACCCACACUGGUGAGAAACCUUUUGGAUGCUCAGUUUGUGGUCAAAGAUUCACACAGAAGGGAUACUUAAAAAUGCACACAAGAACCCACACUGGUGAGAAACCUUUUGUAUGCUCAGUUUGUGGGAAAGGAUUCCCUCACAAGCGACAUUUGACAGGUCACACAAGAACCCACACUGGUGAGAAACCUUUUUCCUGCUCAGUUUGUGGUCAAAGGUUCUCUGUGAAGAGUAACUUAAAAAUACACACAAGAACACACGCCGGUGAGAAGCCUUUUGCAUGCUCAGUUUGUGGUCAAAGAUUCUCCCAAAAGGAAAGCUUAAAAAUACACACUAGAACGCACACUGGUGAGAAACCUUUUGCAUGCUCAGUUUGUGGUCAAAGAUUCUCCCAAAAGGGAACCUUAAAAAUACACACUAGAAUGCACACUGGUGAGAAACCUUUUGCCUGCUCAGUUUGUGGUCAAAGAUUCUCCCAAAAGGGAAGUUUAAUAACACACACAAGAACACACACUGGUGAGAAGCCUUUUGGAUGCUCAGUUUGUGGUCAAAGAUUCACGCAGAAGGGCUACUUAAAAAUGCACACAAGUACACACACUGGUGAGAAACCUUUUUCCUGCUCAGGUUGUGGUCAAAGGUUCUCUCGUAAGGCUCGGGUUAAGACACACAAGUGUCCUGGUGAGACAAGCAGUGAUCAAGAAGCUUUUAAUGCAAAUGUAAAUGUUUAAUAUAAAAGUAAUUACUAUGUUACUGACAGAAAUCGACAUGCUUGUAUUCUGUGUACCAGCUUUUAUUGUAUGUAUCUUCUUCUUGUCCAUAUAGUUUCUAAAAGCCCCGUGAGUGUUGAGAAUGAACACUGUUGCCAAAAUACUUAAAAGGGACGAGUUAAAGGUGGUGGGAAAGAGGGUCGUCCAGUGACCGAAGGGUCGCCGGUUCGAACCCUGGCUCCGACUGUCCGUAUGUGGAAGUGUCCUUGGGCAAGACACCGAACCCUAAUUUGCUCCCAGUGAGCCUGGCAGCGCCUUGCACGGCAGCAGCCGCCCAGUGGUCUAUGAAUAUGUGUGUGAAUGGGUGAAUGUGAGGCUUAAUAGAGCGCUUUGGGCACUGUGAUCGUGAAGAUGAAGCGUUACAUAAGUGCAGUCCAUUUGCCAUUUAGCAAAGGUGAGAACAUGGACACUUAUUCCAUGGUGCUGGACUUAUAAAUGUCUACAGGAAAAAAAUGCCUCCAAAAUAAACUCGGUCGUAAUUUGCUAAAAUCAUUGAGGUUCAUUUUUUUCUCCUCCUUAAUGUACACACAGCACCCCAUAUUGACAGAAAAAAGCGGAAUUGUUGAAAUUUUUGCAGAUUUAUUAAAAAAGAAUAACUGAAAUAUCACACAGCCAUAAGAAUUCCGACCCUUUGCUCAAUAUUUAGUAGAAGCGCCCUUUUGAGCGAAUACAGCCAUGAGUCUUUUUGGGAAUGAUGCAACAAGUUUUUCACACCUGGAUUUCCUCAUCAAGUCCGAUCAGUAUAAUCUAACACAGCUGGACUCCGAUGAAGGUGUAGAACCAUUUGAAGGAUGAUCAGAAGAAAUGGACAGCACCCGAGUUCAAUAUAUGAGUGUCACAGCAAAGGGUCGGAAUACUUAUGGCUGUGUGAAAAAUCUGCAAAAAUUUCAACCAUUAUUUUUUUUUCUGUCAAUAUGGGGUUCUGUGUGUACAUUAAGGAGGAGAAGAAUUAUGUGAUUUUAGCAAAUGGCUGCAAGAUAACACAGAGUGAAAAAUUUAAGGGGGUCCGAAUACUUUCCGUACCCACUGUAUGUAUGUAUGUAUCGAUCAAAUACAUGUAUAGAUCACAAAUUUGUUUCUGCAGAUGGCAUUGUGUGACAGAUGUGGACUGUCAUAAUGUCGGACGACCCAAAACGAAGGUCUCCUGUCCCGAAACUGCGGCUGAUCUGAUUUGAUAUGAUCUGAUCCAUAAAAGCUCAAAUAUUGGGCUGAUCAUAAUAGUUUGUCAUGAGAAGCACAUACAAUUCGUGAUUGAACAUCAUUUCGGAGUACGAGCUGUUGUUCAUGUGAUGCAAUGAUAUAUGACAGCAAUGUAAGAUAUCCAACGUAAUACCAGCUUGAACAAGGCGGUGUUUGGAAACUCCAGCAAUUUCCUGAAAAGUUGUCAUUUUGAAGGUGAGGGGAUUCCACCUGACAGCUGCGAUAUACAAAUAUGACCAAUUACUGCCACUUCAUCGUACGGUACAUUCCUUUUCCCACACCAGCUAUGCCAGUGCUUUUCAAUUUUCAAUUUUGUUGAUGAAAAAGGGGUGUUCGAAAGGGAAUUAGUUAUUUACCAAUUGCUCCAAAAUGUAUUGAUAUUAUUGGAAAUGAGUGCCAGUUUCAUUUUCUUGAGCAUGCAUGCAUUUUGUCCAAUGUUUUAGUGACGUCAAUAUCAAAUAAGUGAACGAUUGAUUGAAAUAGACUGUAAAAAAAAACCCUGACUUUUGGUGCUAAACUGUAACGUGUAUAUGUGAUACUGAAUAAAGUAGACUGCUUAAAA